GAGGAAAAGUUGCUCCACACGUUAUCUGCUGUAGCCGGCAGUAUCGCAUGCUUGUUCAGAAUUGACUUCACUAGUUGGAAGUUGCAAGUUUGAGAUGGAAGCCGUUUUAUCGUUUGCUAAGAAACUUUGGUGCGUGAAGAGAUUCAUUAUUUUAAUUGUAACGCCCCUACUCCUCCUUCCGCUGCUGUUUGCUCUUCCACUCAGGGAAGGGAAAUGCCUUUACGUCGUUCUUAUGAUGGCUGUAUUCUGGUGUACAGAAGCGCUGCCCCUUGCUGUGACGGCAUUGUUCCCUGUCUUCCUGUUCCCCCUUCUUGGAGUCUUGCCCUCCAACAAAGUCUGCCCGCAGUACUUCCUGGACACCAACUUCCUCUUCUUGAGUGGCCUUGUGAUGGCGUCGGCCAUUGAGGAGUGGAACCUGCAUCGGAGAAUUGCUCUGAGGAUCCUCCUGAUCAUGGGAGUGAAGCCAGCCUGGCUGAUCCUGGGAAUUAUGUUAACAACAUCAUUCCUGUCCAUGUGGCUGAGCAACACUGCCACCACGGCCAUGAUGCUACCCAUCGCACAUGCCAUUCUCAUAAGUCUCUUUGGAGACUUAGAUACGCUGAAGAAAAACUGCAAAAUAAAAGACAAGCCAACUGGUGAAUCCCAGAGGAAGAUGCACACUGUUCCAGCUGAAAUGCAGAUCUUGACACUGGAAGAAAGGCAGGAUGUGCCAGACAAGUUUGAAAGCCUGACUCCUGCAGAAAUCAGGAAAGAGGCUGAAUACCAGAAGAAUGUGUGGAAAGGUUUUCUCAUUGCCAUCCCCUACUCUGCUAGCAUUGGAGGCACGGCUACCCUUACAGGGACAGCACCAAACCUGCUUCUGGUGGGGAGCCUGAAAAAUUUUUUUCCAGCCUGUGAUCUGAUCAACUUCGGGUCCUGGUUUGUCUUCGCCUGCCCUCUAAUGCUGCUUUUUCUGUUGCUCGGCUGGCUAUGGAUAUCUUUCCUUUACGGGGGGCUCAAUACAAGAUUGUGUCUGAAGAAGAAAGAUUUCAGAGCAGAGGCAGAGGCGAGAGCACGAGCAGUGAUAAAGGCAGACUAUGAAAAGCUGGGGCCUAUCCAGUUUGCUGAAGGAGCAAUUGCAUGUCUUUUCUUUUUGUUUGCCGCUCUUCUUUUCACGAGAGAUCCGAAAUUCUUUCCUGGUUGGUCGAAGCUUUUUAAAGCUGGGUUUCUCUCAGAUGCUGUUACUGGUGUUACCAUAGUAACAAUAUUGUUCUUCUUCCCGUCACAAAAACCUUCAAUUAAAUGGUGGUUUGAUAAGCGGGCACCAAAUACUCUGAGUCCACCGCUGUUGUCUUGGAAGAAAGCCCAAGAAAGUGUGCCUUGGAACAUAAUCUUGUUGCUCGGAGGAGGUUUUGCAAUGGCUAAGGGCUGUGAGGAGUCGGGAUUGUCCAGCUGGAUUGGAGGCCAGCUGCAGCCUCUGGAGAGUGUGCCCCCUGUAGUGGCGGUCCUGCUCAUCACAGUGGUUGUGGCCUCCUUCACUGAACUCGCCAGCAACACAGCCACGAUUAUAAUAUUCCUGCCCAUUUUAGCAGAACUGGCAAUGCGUCUACAAGUAAACCCUUUGUAUUUAAUGAUCCCUGGGACGGUGAGCUGCUCAUAUGCCUUUAUGCUACCGGUUUCCACACCACCCAACGCCAUUGCUUUUGCUUCGGGGCAUCUAGUGGUUAAAGAUAUGGUGAGAACGGGAGUGGUGAUGAACAUUAUAGGGGUCCUUGUUCUGUCCCUGGCGAUGAACACUUGGGGUCAGUACAUCUUUGAUCUUUCCACGUACCCGGACUGGGCUAUUGUACACAGCGCCAACGCAACCAGAGCUCUGCCAGACAUAUACGACCACACCGUGAAACCUCUCAAUUUUACGUUAUAGCUUGCACAGAAAUGUAUUGAGCAAUAGUAUGCAUUAACAAUGGAAUAAGUGAAUCAAAAGACAAAUCUGAAGGUACAUUUUAAAGAUUGCUUACACUCAAAUCUGAACAAAUCAUAUUAUUUUACAGUGACAUAUGCAUUUGAGGAAGGACCAAAACAGUA
Acipenser ruthenus (sterlet) is the source of this 2064-nucleotide messenger RNA. Its product is annotated as Na(+)/dicarboxylate cotransporter 3-like. The transcript is spliced from 13 exons. Bases 95 to 1903 code for a protein of 602 amino acids. Gene Ontology annotation, cellular component: membrane. The record is from RefSeq and is a predicted model, not a curated record. Lineage: Eukaryota; Metazoa; Chordata; Actinopteri; Acipenseriformes; Acipenseridae. Gene Ontology annotation, molecular function: succinate transmembrane transporter activity; sodium:dicarboxylate symporter activity; citrate transmembrane transporter activity. Gene Ontology annotation, biological process: citrate transport; monoatomic anion transmembrane transport.